GCCAACGAUUUAAUUGUACUCGUUAAACUGUGAAAAUAUUCGUCUCUUAGGUGUGCUACACUGUUAUAUGGGUAGGUUAUCAAUUAGUGUUGCGAGAACUGUUGCCGCUCGUUAUCGAUUUUUGUCUACGUCCGCCGACCGAUCAACAUUAUUGUUUACGCCGAGAACGACACUUCGACAGUUUUCAAACUUCAUUAAGUUUUCAUCGGAAUCGAUCGGUCAAAAUGAUGGAGGAGGAUGUGAUAACGCCACCGGAAUUGCAAAGGUGCAUCGUGUGUUACAUACGCAACAACAACGUCUAUGAUGCCACUCUGUUCGAAUUCCCUGACAAUGUGGAAACUCGUAAAUUGUGGCUGAAUGCUUGCGGAUUUAAUGUUAACAUGGAAAUUAGUCCUGACUUUAGAAUUUGUUCCAAACAUUUUGAAAGGGAUUGCUUUCAACAGGUUCCAAAUCCAAAUUUAGAACACCAUAAUAUACGUUUGGUUUUAAAACCAAAUGCAGUUCCUACUAAGUUUAAUAGAAUGAGUGCACAUUCCCACAUUUCUGGUAAUUAUGGUCCAAGUUGUAGUAGAGUUUCUUCUAGUUCUAGUAGAGUUUCUGGACCUAGUAGAAGUUCUUCUGGUCCUAGUGGAAAUUCUGUUUCUGAUGAAGUUUCUUCUAGUAACAUUCCAAGUAAUAAUGACAUAGAAAAAAUAAUCACCAUUAAAAAUGUGAUUGAAUCAUCUAGAGUUCCUAUAGUUUUUCACAAUAUGCUAAAUGAUUGGGAACCCUUUAAAUGGGGUAUAGAUGAUUGGAAAACGAAAUUGUAUCGCCAUCCGAUUCACUGUAGAAAAGGAAAAAUAACAUGUACAAAAGAACCUUUAUGGGAACAUCUUUGUACUAAUGAAGAUAGUACAUUUAUUGAAUUAGAUAAAACUUCUGAAACUAUUGAGACUCAUGGAAAUUGGUUAUAUUUUGACUAUAAAUACAUUGGAGAAAAAAUUGAUGCUGACAUAUUUAAUUCUGUAUCAUGGGAUGAAUUAGGUUAUGAUAUGAGUGCUGAAGAGUCAACUUUAUGGAUUGGAGGUACUGGAGCUCAUACACCAUGUCACCAAGACUUAUAUGGUAUUAAUUUAGUGGCUCAAGUUUUUGGAAAAAAACGUUGGAUUUUAAUGCCACCUGAAAUGGAAAAAUAUUUAGAACCCACUAGAAUACCUUAUGAAGAAUCAAGUUGCUAUAGCAAAAUUAACUUUUCAUGUCCGGAAAAUAUUAAAAAAAUUGAUAAAAAUUGCAAAUAUGUAUCUGUAAUUUUAUCACCUGGUGAUGUUUUAUUCGUUCCACAUAAAUGGUGGCAUUAUGUAGAAAAUUUAACUACUGCUGUUAGUAUUAAUGCUUGGAUACAGGUUCCGAAACUUGACAAUGUGGCUAGAUUAAAAGAGUCAGUGGUUCGUUUCAUGGCAGGCAGUGUUUGUAGUGUGACACUUGAUACUUUACACAAACAACUCUUAAAUCCAAAUGAACCAUACUCACGGUUUAUGACUCUAGAAUCAUCUCUUUUGAUUGACCGAUGUAUUAAAGAAGUGAUUGAAAAUGAAAAAGAUACUACAGAUGAACCAAAAAUAUUAGAUCCAGCAUUACUUCCAAAGAUACUUCCAAAUUUGAAAUAUGAAGCACUUAUACCAGAUCAACACUUGUAUAGAGGAGAAUUUGACACUGUCUACCACAGAAUUCAUCAUUCAUUAACACCUUUAAGUUCUAUGAGUAAUACAGAUAUUAGUUUUAAAUUAUUAGAUGCUUUUUGUAGUGAAAAUGUUGUAAAUGAAAUUGUUAAGAAUCUACUUAAAAAAGAUUAGAAGCUCCAAUUUCUUCUGA
Molecule: messenger RNA, 1851 nt
Organism: Sipha flava (yellow sugarcane aphid)
Lineage: Eukaryota; Metazoa; Arthropoda; Insecta; Hemiptera; Aphididae
Gene: HSPBAP1
Product: HSPB1-associated protein 1
Exons: 10
Coding region: 225-1832 (535 amino acids)
Molecular function (GO): 2-oxoglutarate-dependent dioxygenase activity
Source: RefSeq, a predicted model, not a curated record